Messenger RNA from Dovyalis caffra, 285 nucleotides. The record is from the annotation of a GenBank genome assembly. NCBI's taxonomy places the organism in Eukaryota, Viridiplantae, Streptophyta, Magnoliopsida, Malpighiales, Salicaceae.
AUGCCUCGUAAGAAUAAUAGUGAUGUCGAAGUGUUUGAGGGUGAAGAGGAGGAAGAAGAUGGAUGCAAGAUCGUUGAGUGGAGUGGUGUUGAUGAAGAUAGGAGGAUGCUAAUAUGGAUUAAUUUGCCAUUUCACAUCUUUAACAAGCCAAGAAUUGGUCUCCAAGAUUUGUUUGCAACCCUUCCUACUGAGAAAAAACUGGGAUGUAGCUUCCCUUUAUUUCUACAAAGGACAGGUAUCCUGUUUUUGCCAUUAGAGGGGCUCUUUUCUUGCAACCCUUCCUAG